Molecule: messenger RNA, 1681 nt
Organism: Malania oleifera
Lineage: Eukaryota; Viridiplantae; Streptophyta; Magnoliopsida; Santalales; Ximeniaceae
Product: protein SRG1-like
Exons: 4
Coding region: 453-1499 (348 amino acids)
Source: RefSeq, a predicted model, not a curated record
GAACCGAAAUUCUAAAAAGGAGAUAAAAACUGGGGCAGCUAAUUGCUGCGCAUGGCUUUUGAAGAAUACCAAAGGACAUGCUUUAGACAUGCCCUUUUUUGAGAAGCCAAUAAAGCAUUAACAAAAAAAAAAACUUUUUCAGACCCCACAAGGAGGGAAACCCAACAUGGCCUUAUAAAGGCAAUCAUAGUGGCGUAAAGAAUCAUAUCCGGUGGGCUGCGUGUGAAAUCAACAAUGGAGGCCGGCUGAAUGACCGGGAAAAAUAAUUUAUCAUGAUUCCCUCGUGCUCACAUGCCGCCCACAUGAAUAUGAUGUCAGCUUUUUCCCCCAAUUGCUUUGAAAUUAGGCUAGCAAUAUAAUUUUUUCUUAAAAGUAAAUGGUUCUUCACACAAAAUACAAUAGGCGAUAAGAAGGAUCAACAAGAGCUGCAUAUCUUCAUCACAUACAGAAGUAUGGCGCAGGCUAAAUCAGCUGUGCAGGUGCCUUGUGUCCAGGAGUUGGCUAAGGAGUCAAGCGUCACUAUUCCACCCCGAUACAUCCGUCCUGAGCAGGAGCAAGCUAUCAAAUGGGAUCCCUCUCACGAAGUCCCAGUCAUCGACAUGCAACGCUUGUUAUCUGAAGAAUUUAUGGAUUCUGAACUGGGCAGGCUCCACUGUGCCUCCAAAGAAUGGGGUUUCUUCCAGCUGGUAAACCAUGGAGUGAGCUCUUCAUUGCUGGAGAACGUGAAGACACAAACAUUGGAGUUCUUCAACAUCCCAAUGGAAGAGAAGAAGAAGUUUUGGCAGAAACCAGGAGAUGUAGACGGAUUUGGACAAGUUCACGUUUUAUCAGAGGAGCAGAAGCUAGAUUGGGGUGACAUGUUCUACAUUAAGACACUCCCUAUCAAUAUGAGGAAACCCCAUUUAUUUCCCAAGCUCCCCCUACCAUUUAGGGACACCGUGGAACAUUACUCAUCAGAAGUGAAAAAUCUAGCCAUGUUUAUCCUGGCACAGAUGGCAAAAGCUCUAAAGAUGGAAUCAGAGGAAAUGAAAGAACUGUUUGAAGAUGGUGGCCAAUCAAUGAGAAUGAACUAUUACCCAGCAUGUCCGCAACCGGAGCAAGUCAAUGGAAUUAGCCCCCAUUCGGAUGCGACUGGUCUGACCAUUCUCCUGCAGCUAAAUGAAGUAGAAGGUCUUCAGAUUAGGAAAGACGGCAUGUGGGUUCCUCUGAAGCCUGUCUCGGGCGCCUUCAUUGUCAACAUUGGAGAUGUCUUAGAGAUUGUGACCAAUGGGGAAUAUCCUAGCAUUGAGCAUCGAGCAAUCGUAAACUCUGCAAAAGAAAGGCUCUCCAUAGCCAUGUUUCAUAAUCCAAGAAUUGGGGGUGAAAUAGGACCAUCACCCAGCCUAAUUACUGAACAGACACCAGCGCAGUUUAAGAGAGUGGGAGUUCGCAAUUACUAUGACGGCCUCUUUGCUCGCAAGCUUGGUGGAAAAGGUUACCUUGAUGCCAUGCGCAUAUGAAAUGUUGAAGGCCAAAAAAAUUAGUUGAUAAAAAGAAUGUAAUAAUAGUUGGUCAUAAGAGAAAAAUUAUGCUACUAAAACCAAAUGAGUGAUGCAGCAUUUCAUGACAAAAUGAAGCGGGUUCUAUUGUAAUGAGCAGAAUAUUGUUGAUUAAUGAAUAAAACUAUUAUCUUACAGAACUA